AUGCAGCCAACACACCCGAUCCGCCUGGGUCUGGCGUUGAACUUCUCCGUAUUCUAUUACCAGAUCCUCAAUUCGCCCGACCGCGCGACGGAGGAGUCGCAGCGGGCGUACCAAGAGGCGUACGAGGCGGCGCGGACCAGGAUGCGCCCGACGCACCCGGUGCGCCUAGGCUUGGCGCUCAACUUUUCCGUGUUUUACUACGAGAUUGUCAUGUCUGCGGACCGGGCGUGCCACUUGGCCAAGCAGAUGUUCGAAAUGAAUUCGGAAGCGAGGGUCCCGCAAAUUGACCCGGUUGAGAACCUCUGGUGUACAUUGUUUGCGAAGGAUGUUUCGCAAGUGCUCGUGUACAAAUUUUCUGUGAACGAAGAUGUCGCAACUCAAAAUUUAUCAAUGAAAGAAAAUAAUCGGCAGCAGCGUCAUCUAGUGUCAGCGUACAGCAACGUCAUUCUUUUCUCAUUAUCGCGUGACACUAGUGGUGCUGCUGCUCUUGCUGUGGUCGCUUCCUUGGACGAUGGUGGUGAUGAUGAUGAGGGGUGGUGA
This is a messenger RNA of Notodromas monacha, 540 nucleotides long. Lineage: Eukaryota; Metazoa; Arthropoda; Ostracoda; Podocopida; Cyprididae. The record is from the annotation of a GenBank genome assembly.